Molecule: messenger RNA, 1079 nt
Organism: Daphnia pulicaria
Lineage: Eukaryota; Metazoa; Arthropoda; Branchiopoda; Diplostraca; Daphniidae
Exons: 4
Coding region: 398-985 (195 amino acids)
Source: RefSeq, a predicted model, not a curated record
ACUGUUUCAGUAUAUUGUAAACAGAAAAACGCACAAGAAAAAUGUUAUAGAAUAAAGACAUCGUUACUUACUAAAGCAGCGCAGUCGCUAAAUACUUGGGGAUUUCCUAGACGUUUUCAGUCAAGAACUUUCAAACUGUGGUGAUUGAUGGUUCUGUCAGUCAUUCAGGAAUAAUACUUCCGGUCGGGGGGCAUCCUUCAAAUUAGUCCGUUUCGUUUGUUUACUAGCGGUUUACUAUUUGACGACUAGGCGAACAUAAAAAUUCUCGCUCGUGCCCGCCUAAUUGUUAUUGCCUAGAUUCUGUACGUGGUGGCAAACGUUUAAAAGGAGUGAGGAGACGACAGGUAAGUCACAGAAGAAGCCAAGUCUCUCAGCUGAACGGUCAACCUAUUCCACCAUGCAAAUUCCAUUGACUUUAAUUGUCUGCUGGGCUGGGAUCCUCUUGAUUGGAUCGGUGGAAGCUUUUUUCAAAAAAGAUUUUGGUAAAGACGCCACUUCUUUUGUCACCAGCGUAUCAACGCUGACUGUAACAUCAACAGAAAAGAGUAUUUGUGCUAAAUUGGUCAACGUCACCGCCGCUUGCCGUCGCCGCCGUAACUUCGAAUUCGACAGACCCGAGAUUUUGACGUUUGACGACGACAUUGACGAGACCGUCGACUUGGCCUUCAGGAACUCGUUUUACCACAAACAAUUCGCUCCUACCAAGACUCUCAGUAUGGAAGUGACACCUUUGGCCUUGUUGCCACACUCUGGACGUAAUCCAUCGAACCUCUACCCCGGACUCCAUUCAACUUACCCCAUGUACUCGUCGAGCAGUCGGAACAAGAGCCCAGUCAUUCACCCAAGUGUCUACCAAGACGAAGCGAAACUACAACAGCAGCAGCAGCUUCAGAAUCAACAGCGCAUCUUUUUCUCUGCUCUUUCUCUCGCCAAUGUGUUCAACAAGGGCACCGUGACAUUCACGACAUUCAAAACAGUUGAUUGAUGAUUGAUUGAAACGGUGUCAGCCAGAGGACUUUUAUUCGCCCCACGAUUGAAGAAACAAAUUGAUUAGGUGAACGUGAGCAUCUUGUUUCCAG